Messenger RNA from Zingiber officinale, 1537 nucleotides. Its product is annotated as protein root UVB sensitive 3-like. The coding region runs from base 69 to 1394 and encodes 441 amino acids. Lineage: Eukaryota; Viridiplantae; Streptophyta; Magnoliopsida; Zingiberales; Zingiberaceae. The transcript has 15 exons. The record is from RefSeq and is a predicted model, not a curated record.
UUGGACGAAUCAAAAGGAAGCGCUGGAGAUCGGGAGAAGGGAGGCGAACUGGUCAACACCCUACCUCUAUGGCGCCCCCGGCUUCUCCCUUCUCCACUGACACUGGGUCGUCGAUCACGGUGGAGGAAUGGAGAGGAUCGUCCUCCACCGAACUGUCCUGCACUUCCGUCCUCAUUGCCGAUCGUUCCUCGUUCAAGAUCCACAGAUCGGGAAGUCGAUGGAACGAGAUGAGCAGGAAGAUUCUCGAGGCAUUCAUCCCAGAGGGAUUUCCAGGCAGUGUGACUCCAGAUUAUGUUCCUUUCCAAGUAUGGGACUCCUUACAGGGGCUUUCUACAUAUAUACGUGCCAUGCUUUCAACUCAAGCUCUUUUGAGUGCUAUUGGUGUUGGUGAACAAUCUGCUACAGUCAUCGGUGCCACUUUUCAGUGGUUCUUGAGGGAUUUCACUGGAAUGCUUGGAGGUAUUUUAUUCACAUUUUAUCAGGGUUCUAACCUUGACAGUAAUGCAAAAAUGUGGCGGUUAGUAGCAGAUUUCAUGAAUGAUCUUGGAAUGCUGAUGGAUCUUGUGUCCCCUCUCUUCCCAUCAGCUUUGCUAGUAAUAUUCUGCUUGGGGAGCUUAUCAAGAUCAUUCACUGGCGUUGCUAGUGGGGCUACUAGAGCGGCAUUGACCCAACAUUUUGCACUAGAGAAUAAUGCAGCAGAUAUAUCUGCUAAGGAAGGUAGUCAAGAAACACUUGCGACGAUGGUAGGAAUGGCUCUAGGAAUGCUUCUAGCUCAUAUCACAAGAGGCUAUCCUUUGGGUGUGUGGAUUUCAUUUCUUUCCCUGACAAUGUUUCACAUGUAUGCAAAUUACAGGGCAGUCAGAUGCCUUUCCUUGACGACAUUGAAUAACCAGAGAGGUUCAAUUCUGCUACAGCAUUACAUGCAGAACAAAACAGUUCUUGCUCCACAAGAAGUGUCAAGGAAGGAGCACAUAUUUCCUACUUGGCCCAGCUGGCAGAGAAGUGCCAAGUCACUGCACCAGUGUAUUCACUUGGGUGUUAAGGCUUCAAAUUUGAGCCAUUCAGAUAUGAAAGAACUCUUGGGAGCAGCAGGUUCCCAUUACAGGAAAGCGAACUAUUUAUUGAUCCAACAGAAAGGGAUGGUCCAAGUGCUGAUCCAUAAGGAGGCAACAUCCACUGAUACACUGCAAUCCUUUUUCCAUGCCUUGGUUAUAGCAAGUCUGGCAGGUAAAAGCAAAUCUCUGCAUACAGAGAGCCGACUAUGGAUGGACCAACAUUACUCUGAUUUUAUGACAAAGCUGAAAUCAUCAGGAUGGUCUACUGAGCGUCUUCAGUCGGGUUCCCAUGUUUGGAGGGCUGUAUGGGUUCAAAGCUCAGAUGAGAAAACGAACUAAGAGUUGGGAGUUAUUUGCCCCUUUUAAUAGCUCUCUAUUUGAAGUGCUUUCCUUCUGUCCGUGCGUUGCUUUGCAGACAAAUUGCUAGAUAAAUAUUGUGAAAGGAAUACUAAUCUGUUAUAUUCAUAAGGUUUUUCUCUCAA